This is a messenger RNA of Fraxinus pennsylvanica, 585 nucleotides long. The record is from the annotation of a GenBank genome assembly. NCBI's taxonomy places the organism in Eukaryota, Viridiplantae, Streptophyta, Magnoliopsida, Lamiales, Oleaceae.
AUGGUUCAGGUAAAACCUGAAGUGAAGUCGUCGGAAUUUGGCAUCGAGAGUAAACAACUUUACAGAUUUCCAGAAAGGACUUUCAGGGCGAUUUUGGUGCACGUCAGAGCUGAUUAUAUGCAAAUGGGUUCUUGUAGUGGCAACUCUUCAGGCUCUCCACAGAUUCAGAACUCAGGUUCUGAAGAAGAUUUGAUGGAUCAAAGAAAAAGGAAAAGAAUGCAAUCAAAUCGCGAAUCGGCGAGACGAUCUCGAAUGAGAAAACAGAAGCAUUUGGAUGAAUUAGCGGCCAAAUCGGCUCAAAUUCAAAAGGAAAACAGCCAAAUUCUCACAAGCAUUAACAUCACCACACAAAAUUACAUGAAUAUUGAGGCUGAAAAUUCUGUCAUAAGGGCUCGGAUUAUGGAACUUAGCCAAAGAUUACAGUCCCUAAAUGAAAUCAUCACCACCGCCGUGGGAGGAGGAGGAGGAGGAGGAGGCGCCCCCGGCAACUGGGCUGAGGAGAGUUUCUUGAAUAGUCCAUGGAACUUAAUGUACUUCAGCCAACAGCCCAUCGUGGCAUCAUCUCCUGAUGCAUUUAAUUAUUGA